Fopius arisanus is the source of this 1747-nucleotide messenger RNA. RefSeq names its product protein tyrosine phosphatase 36E (gene Ptp36E). Gene Ontology annotation, molecular function: protein tyrosine phosphatase activity. The record is from RefSeq and is a predicted model, not a curated record. The coding region runs from base 29 to 1723 and encodes 564 amino acids. The transcript has 11 exons. Gene Ontology annotation, biological process: protein dephosphorylation. Lineage: Eukaryota; Metazoa; Arthropoda; Insecta; Hymenoptera; Braconidae.
AGUGGAGACACAUUCAUGCAGGCAUGCCAUGAAGCCAGCCAACAGGGAAAAGAAUCAGAAUCAACGGUGUAUUCCAUAUGACUACAACAGAGUUGUACUCGACACCAUUAAUAACCAACCGGACUCGGACUACGUGAAUGCGUCCUACGUCGAUAGUAUAUUAAAGCCAAAUGCCUACAUCGUUACUCAGGGACCCAUAGAGACGACAGUGACAGAAUUCUGGCGGAUGGUAUGGCAAGAGCAAGCAUCCUGCAUAGUGAUGUUAACAAAAACCUUUGAUUUCAUCAAGGUCAUGUGUGUACAAUACUGGCCGCCCAACAAGGAUAAGGAUGAGGAGUACGGGGGCAUCGGUGUGUCCGUUCUCAAGGAGGAAGAAUUGGCAAACUUUCACAUACGAACGAUAAAACUUUACAAGAAAGAUGAGAGUGGUCAGGAAAUUACGGAGGAGCGUACACUUCUCCAGUUUCAUUACACUGAAUGGCACUCGCACACGUGCCCAUUCAGCAAUGCUGUCUUGGAGUUUCGGAGGCGAGUUAGGGCAGUUGUUGGUUCAACUCUUAAGAAAGAGUCGGGUCCAAUGAUAGUUCACUGCAAUGAUGGCGGUGGUCGUUCAGGCGUGUACCUGGCAAUCGAUGCAAAUCUGGAGCUUGCAGAGGAAGAAGACGCCUUCGACGUCUUCGGUUAUCUGAAGAAACUGCGACAGAGCAGGCGUGGCCUCAUCGACAAUUUGGACCAAUAUAAAUUCGUGUACGACACCCUCGAGGAGUACAUUAUCUGCGGUGCCUCAUGGUUUCCCGUCUCGGAGCUGUCGCAACGACUGAAGCAGAAGAGCGUGAAGAAUCCACUAACAAAGAUGAACGAGUAUCAGCGUGAGUAUCAACAGAUCUGCAAGCAAACACCUCGUUUUACGAUCGGUGAUUGCGCUGGUGGGCAUCGAGCGGAUAACAGGGAAAAAAAUCGUGAUGUCCUCGUUGUGCCACCUGACAACUUUCGUCCAUACUUGACGAGCUUCCAGGGUAAUAGCUUCACGGAUUACAUAAAUGCUGUAUUCGUAGACGGAUACACGAAACCCCGUGAGUACAUCGUUACCGAAUGGCCCCUGAAACACACGUGCGGUGAAUUUUGGUCACUUGUGUACGAUUACGAGUGCUCAGCCGUCGUUAUACUGUGUGUACCACCACCCGCAUCCACUAACUUUCCAAGUUUUUGGCCCGAGGGAAGACACUCGAAGAAGUACGGCCCAGUAUUCACCAUAGAUCACAUAAGCCACAACCACUACACAAACAUCAAGACUUGGGUAUUCAGGAUAAACAAGAAGAUAGUAUCUCUGACGGAAUUGAUGGCAGGAGUUAAAGCACCACCGAAGACUGUCCAGUUGUUUCAGCUGACCUGUUGGCCGAUGGGACAGGCUGUACCAACAUCGACGAAUAGUUUAGUAGAAUUGAUGAACAUGGUGGAGAGGUGGAGACAGCGAACUGAUUAUGGGCCAGUUGCCGUUGUAUCGCCAGACGGUAGAAGCCGGUGUGGCGUUUACUGCGCUGCUAAUGCUUGUAUAGAGCAAGUUAUACAGCACGGCGAAGUGGACAUCUUUCAGGCUGUCAAGACUGUCAGGAGGCACAGGCCCCAGCUCGUUGAGAACAUGACUGAGUACAAGUACUGCUAUGACCUAGUUCUUCACUACGUGCUGCAUUAUCUGAACAAGGAUAUGAAUGAAAAGAAGUGAGAAAGCGAGUUGAGGGACGAGCUG